Pseudogymnoascus destructans is the source of this 1603-nucleotide messenger RNA. RefSeq lists its product as uncharacterized. Bases 1 to 309 code for a protein of 102 amino acids. NCBI's taxonomy places the organism in Eukaryota, Fungi, Ascomycota, Leotiomycetes, Thelebolales, Thelebolaceae. The record is from RefSeq and is a predicted model, not a curated record. The transcript has 3 exons.
AUGGCCACCCUGGCUGGCAUGCUCACCAAGCUGCCUGCAAACUCAAAUAUCUCUGACCUCCUCCUCGCCAUCGAAACCCCUCCCCCCAAACAUGAGCAUGAUACUCCGCCUGGCGCGGCCACUCCCAGGAUAUUUAAAGUCGGCCAUGAAUGGCUCCCAGCCAUCACCUUGUAUUGCCGAACGGUCCCCAAUUGUCAUAGGCAUUAUCCAAAGCUCCCCCACCCUCAUCGCAAUCCACCAACCAGCUCGACCAUAGAGCGCUCCUCUUCGACAUUGCUGGUCCCAGUCACCUUUCGACGCCGGGCAUGAGCGCUCCCUGGGCGUUUUUGCUCUCGCCGUAUGGGGUUUUCAGAGUCCAAAGGGGGGUUCUUUGGAUUUUUGAAAAAACAAAACGUGCAUUUCCCCAGCCUGAUUUUGGCCCUGUUUUGGGCACUUUGCUAUGAGCACUUCGUGGAGUGUCUUCGGGCGACUAUCAUAGGUGGCACAUACUUAUGUAUCGCAUUACCAGUAAGUUUGACUAUGUUUCUAUUCUACAAGCUUCAGUGUCCCUGGUCAUGGCCACUUGUGGCCGACUACAUACAUCAGUAGGUUGAAACUUCAUGUUUGGAAUGCCUCAAUUCUUUUCCUUUUUAUUUCCUUUUUAUUAUUCGUUUAGUGGAUUGAUAUGUUUAGAGUUAUGUUGAAGCUGAUUUCCUCCAGCUUGGGCAUGCAUUUCUACAUGUCGAUACUCAGUUAAGUCAGGUAAGUGUUUCAAUUUUUAUUUUCUCCAUGUCCUUUCGGUUUUGGGUAUAUUCUAGCCCGGUAAGUGUCUAUUUUCUCUAUCUCUGUUCGUUUUUGGGUAUAUUACAGCCAGUAAGUAUUUUUAUUUCUCUCUGUCCUUUCACUUUACCUCUCUUCUUUCCUUUCCUUUUCUUUCGUUGAUACUGUCUGGACAACCGCCGACUGAGCUAGCUCCAGCGAGCCAGUUUUUAAAUCGACCAAGUCCAGCUCCUUUCUCUUUCUUUUUGCUUUGCUCAGUUCAACCGUUAAAGCGGAUCUGCCCGCUCCAACCUGCACCAAACUAUACUCAAGAACCACAUGUCGAAGUGGCAGAGCGCUACCACAAAGCCCGACAUCGAUCUACGAACUCGACACUUGGUAGCUGGCUACCCAUUUCGACAUAUAAACGACACUUGGCGGCUGGCCGAUGCACGGAAGGAAGGAUAGGAAAGGAUAAGACCUGGCGAUGGUCUGAACGAACUUGAAAUAAACAGCCUGGGGUAGGUGCGGGGUCUGGGGGUUGGUGCGCGAGAGCUAUGAUGCGAGCUUUCGGUGGCCGCUUGAUGCCACAGCUCAAAUGUGGCAUCAGAACUUGGGUAAGGAGUGGCAGAAGGGUGGAGGAUACUGGCUAGAUAUAUCUAUGUAGUAAAUAUAAUGUUUCUGUGCUUAUUAACUGUUUCCUGGCCGGUGAACAGUGAUCUUGCUGUCGCCGAUACCACCCAACUACCAUUAUGCCACCGCUAUGGCCGGUUUUGCCGUACCUGGGCCAAAUUAAGGUGGUGAUACUGGCGAAUCCUCAUUCAUGGCCAUAUAUAUCUACAGUAAAUCACCAGUUUCACCAAAU